Messenger RNA from Dracunculus medinensis (Guinea worm), 657 nucleotides. The record is from the annotation of a GenBank genome assembly. Lineage: Eukaryota; Metazoa; Nematoda; Chromadorea; Rhabditida; Dracunculidae.
AUGUUUAGCUGUUUAUUUCCUCCAUUGCGAAUAUGUCUUGAAUGUGUUCAAGGGCCAAGUUUUACAGCAACUCAGAGUUAUGCGCAGUUUCAAAAUGAAACUCGAUCAGUGCGAUUAGAUACUUCUCAUAUGGGUAAGUUUUUUAUUUUCCUUAUAUUUAACAAAUUAAUUUUAACCUUUCUAGGUGAUGAAGUAGUGCUUUUAAAAAAUGGUCAAAGGAUAUGUGGAGUUGGCGGUGCAUUGGCCACUGCUCCUAUUUUACAAAAUAAGGCUUAUUUCCAAGUGAGCAUUCAGCAAAGUGGAAUUUUCGGUGUUGGUGUUGCUAACCCUUCAGUCAAUUUGAAUUCAGUCCCUUUAAGUAAAAAUAGUUGGUUUUUAAAAGAAGAUGGGCAGUUAAUGGGAAAUAGUGAAGUUGUUGGUCAUUUAACGGAACCACUGGAGGAGGGUGACUGUAUAGGAGUCGCAUUCGACCAUGUUGAUUUGCAAUUUUAUAGAAAUGGUUUGCGGUUACCCUUAUCGAUAUCUAAUAUUAAAGGACAGAUUUUUCCAAUGGUUUAUGUUGAUAAUGGUGCAAUUUUGGAUGUAUCAUUUUCUUCAUUUGGUUACAAUCCACCACCUGGUUAUGAAGAAAUUAUGUUGGAACAAACAAUACUAUAA